Molecule: messenger RNA, 2166 nt
Organism: Tetrahymena thermophila SB210
Lineage: Eukaryota; Ciliophora; Oligohymenophorea; Hymenostomatida; Tetrahymenidae
Product: ubiquitin-conjugating enzyme
Exons: 1
Source: RefSeq, a predicted model, not a curated record
AUGUCUUAAUCCAAAUAAUUUGCUCUUAAGAGAAUCACAAAAGAUUAUAAGGAAAUACAAUAAAAUCCAGUAAACGGAGUUGGUAUUUGCUAAUUAGACCCAAAUGACCCAUUCUAAUUCUUAGUAAAUAUCAAAGUCGUGAGUGGAGGAUACAAGGAUCUUCUUUUUCAUAUACUGUUAAUCCUACCUGAGCAGUAUCCAUGUAAACCUCCUAGAAUGCUAAUACUUCCUGGACAACCUUACGAUCAUAGCUUCCAUCAUCAUAUAUACCCUGAAAAUGAUGGCUAUUUCAAGUUUUGCAUCGACCUUCUUGAUAAAGCUAUUAUGAAUUCAAGUGCAAUAGGAAGUGGCUGGAGUCCAGGUUAUACAUUUUGCACUUUGCUCAUGUAAAUAUAGAACUUUUUAGCUGAUCCUGAUUUUUCUCCUUAAGAAAACAAAAAUGCAUUUGCUAGAGCACCAUAGAUUCUUAAAAAGGUUUAAUCUUACUCUUACACCCAUAAAGUUGGAAAUUAAACCUUUGUUCAUUCAACCUCGAAGCCAUACCCACCACUCUAGAUAGUAGAACAUAAAUAAGCUGACCUAAAAGGCACACUUUUGAACUAAGUAAAGGAGAGAGUUUCCUGUUUUAUUAUGAAGGAAAAUAUCGUAGAAAACCCUACUGGAAUUUAUGGAUAUCCUCUUUUUGUAUAAAGAGAUAAGUUUAAUCGUCUUCAACAAAAGCCAAUUCCAGAAAUUCUUUCUUUGGAAGGAUUCCAAAGCCAAUUAUAGUAGUAUGGAAUUAAUGGCUUUAAUGUCAAUCAUGGAAUUACUUUUAAAACAGGUAUGGGAGAAGCAUACAAUGCUUUUCUUCCAAUCUUUUUGAAUAAGUAGCAUUUCUAGCAAUCUAGACAUAUCCUGAAAGAGUGCUUAGCUGCAAUUUCUAACUCAGAACAUUUAGAGAUGUAAGUUCUAUAAGUUCUUCCUAAUCUUAUCAGUAAGAUGGUUGUAGCUUUACUUAAUGACUCUAUGCACUAAAGUAUUUCUGCUAUCGAAGCUUACGUUCACUUCACCUAACUCUUCCAUUAUCUCGUUGAAGAUAAUCCUUCCAUUGCUAAAGAGGUUGAUUUAAGAGUAAAAGCUAUGAUUCAAAGUGACAAAAGUCGUAGUAAGUAAGAGCUUGGGGAUAUUGGAGAGUUCUUAGUUGUUCUCACUGCAUCACAGUAUGCUUUAACUCCUUCUUUAAUCAACGUUUUAUACAGAGAAUAUUUUGCCCGUUAAAUUUUCUGGAUUCCUAAAAAUUAAGAGCAGUAUGUUGCAUAUUUAAAAUAAUUGAAUAACCCAUUAAGUUUAAAUAAUGUUUUCUAAUCAGCAUUAGUUAGUAAUAAAUUGCUUAUUUUUAAUAUUGAGGCUUCUAAAAAGUUUGCUGAGGAUAAAGAAUACCUGAACAAAUUAGCAAACGAAAGAUAUUCUGUUAUUCCUGAAGAAGAUGCAGUCAAAUUCAUUAAAGAAACUAAUCAAAUGAUUAAAAAUAUUAAUAACCAUGUGAAGUUAAUGGAUUAUUUAGGACUUGGAGAUAUUUAUAAUACAAAUUAAUCUUGUUACAAUCUUUUUAAAAUUGCAAUUUAUGUUUCUAACAAUUAGAGAUACACCAACUUUAAUAUAUCGCUCACUAACGGAAAAGGUACUCCUGAUACCUUACAAAUUUAGGGAGAUUAUACUUAGCCAAUCAUUAAGGUCUCAGAUUUGGUUUUGAAAUCUGAGUACAUUAAGCAAAAAAAGGUUUCUACUGUACAAACUGAAGCCAAAAAUAAUGAAAAUCAAUCUCAAAAAAUAAAAUAACAAAUCAAUAAAACUUAAAUGUAAGAAGAGGAAAAAGUUAACUUGGAUUAAGAGCCAAUGGAAGAAGAAGAACCAGAAGAUGAAUGGCACACUAUUUCUAAUUCAAAAAGUAAAGCAUCUAACACUAACAAAACAGAAUAGUAGACGACAAAUAAGUAAGUUGUAAAACCUGAUUUGAAAGUUUAAAAAUAAACAAAUAAUAGUACUACUUCAAAUAUAGUUAAAUAAAAUAAAUUGGUAAGUAGUUCAAACAAUUAAACAAUAAAAGUUGAAUAAGAAGUGAAAAAAGACAAUAAAAAUGAAGCUGAUGAGUGGAAUGUAGUUCCAGAAAAAAAGAAAAAAAAUUGA